Molecule: messenger RNA, 762 nt
Organism: Dibothriocephalus latus
Lineage: Eukaryota; Metazoa; Platyhelminthes; Cestoda; Diphyllobothriidea; Diphyllobothriidae
Source: the annotation of a GenBank genome assembly
AUGAAGUGCAAUAGUUUGCUUACGCCACAGCGUCGAAAACGUAACAAUUCAGUGGUGGAGGCCGAAAGGACACUUCUUUUUGACUGUCCAAAACACGGACAAAUUCUCUUCUUGACCACUUUCAGUCAAUCAAAAUCGGCAUUUAGCAGUCCAGUUAAAAAGUCUUCUGCUCCAUCACUUGUGUGGCAUCGUUCGGAAGUGGAGACCACGCAAGCAAAAUCCAAACAGGUUUCUCCCUCGAAGAAGGAAGCAGGGAUAGGAAAGAUUACUUCGUCGGAUCCAAACGUCGCUGAUUGCAACUCCGUGGUAUCGGAGGAGCGAAUACAGUCACACUUCUCUCCUGAGCCACCAUUUACACAACAAAGAGAUGCCUGCAGCUGUCAGAGUGAUUGCCACUCGCAGAGGGCAGAAGAGGAACAUGGACACGCCUCGAUAGGUCCUAUGUCCCACCAAACUGAGGACUCUACAGCUCUAAGAGAAGCAGACCUUGACGAGCAGAGGAGGAUAGCCCUGAACAAUAUGGUCAUCUGCGUUGUGUCCAUCAGUGCUUGGUCUCCUUUUAUGUUGGCCACCUUCCUGAAGGUGAUGUGUAAUUAUAAUGAAUGUAGCUUUUCUAUAACCUCAAUAACACUCCUUAAGUUCAAAUGGCUCACCUACCUGAGCUCCGUCUUUUACCUACUUGGAUUCAUUCUUGUUGACAGAAAACUGCGCACCCAUGUAAAUGUUUGCUUUGAGCAGCGGUUGCGCAUGUGGCAACAAUGA